Molecule: messenger RNA, 428 nt
Organism: Anastrepha obliqua
Lineage: Eukaryota; Metazoa; Arthropoda; Insecta; Diptera; Tephritidae
Exons: 2
Coding region: 57-428 (123 amino acids)
Source: RefSeq, a predicted model, not a curated record
UGUAUGAACCGAAUUUAUGGUAUUUUGAAGCCCUUGAUUUUUUAAGAGAUUUAGAGAUGCCCGAGCCUGGAAUCAGUACAGUAAUAAGUUCAGACGAUGACAAUGCUUCAAGGAGUCCUAUGCCAAGUACGAAGAAAUCUAGAAGCUCACAAAAUUGUGAGAGGAACGAGCUAUUACGAAAAGCUACCAGACAUAUUGAAAAUUUGGCACAAAAAGAAGAAAGCGACGAAGCCGAUACUUACGCAAAGGCCUGGGCGUGCUCAUAUCGCAAAUUAUCAGUGGAACAAAAGCUAUUUGCGAAAAAGGCUUGCGACGAAAUUUUUAUUUUGAGACAGUUGGAGAAAUUGACAUUGGAUUCUGUGCAGACCCAAACGUCCACAUACCCACCUCGGCAUGCUAUUUAUAAGCCAAUAUCGCAAAGAAUAUAA